AUGGCCGCGGCAACAGCGCCGACUGUGGCAGCGCCAACAGCACCCGCAGCUGCACCAGCAGCACCAACACCACAGCUGACCGCUUACCAUGAAUUUUUCGGCAACACCACUUUGGACCCCCAUCAACAAGACUACCAAGCACUCAUGCAAGCCUACAGAGUUUACGACACUCCUACACCUGCUCAAUCAUUGUACAACAGCGCCGGACUGUCUACCUCCGCUUAUCCCAUGGCCUACCUGUCGCUCAUCAAUGACAAUGGGAAUUUGUUCUACCUAUUGGUCCAUGCACCAGCCUUCUACAAGUCACUGCCUGGGGUCCCAAGCCGCUGCGAUGGAAAGGCCUACGCGUUCACCGGCGAUGUGGUUGCCAACACCAUCACCACUGUAGAAUUUCCACAGGACGCCUUUAUGUCGCCAGGAACUGGAACAGAGGAAAACGUCCCGAAGGAUCUGGAGCGAGCUCUGGACAUUCUCCAUCUCAAUCCGGACGACUCCUCCAUUGGACCUUUCCAGGACACGGAUGCCAACAUCAAGCAAGCGAAGACCCGUCACUACAUCCCUUUGCCGCACCGCUAUGUGCAUCUGGUUCUGGGACGCCAAGUUCCAGUUUGGAAGGGUUUCAUCAACUUGGCAGCAGCCAUCAAAAACACUGGAGACGAAAUUGAGUGCCCCGAGCUCACCGAUUGGCUACUACUGUCACUGGUUAGAGCAGGAGCGGGCGCUCCACCAACUCUUGCAACAACAUUGCCUGAUAGACCUUUUGAUGAUGCAGCGCUCAAGGUGCAACGCCGAGAGCUGUUGGAACAGCAUCUUCCAGGGCUGAAGGAAGCUUCACUUCCGUCCAUGCUAGGAAUUCAGCAGAGCCAGGCGCAAUCAGUCAACGAACUGGUCCGAACCCAAAAGGACGCCCAGACCGAAGCGACAACACGAGAAGCCAAGGCCAAGGCCCCCAGGAGUGUGGACAAAUUCUUUGGUCCCAUGCUCCACAAGCUCCUCAGCGUUCUCCACGUCCAAGACACUAGCCAGUGCCCACCUGUCUGGUCCGAAUGGGCUUCUCAGCCCAAGAAAGCCGACCUUGACGUUUUGGAAAGCGCCCUCAGGUCCCAAGCGAGCAGCGAAGCGACAGGGGGAUUCGGAAUUGUACCCAUUGUCACUCCGGACUUGGUGAAGAAAGUGAAGGCGGUGAAACUUGGUGGCAACGACACUGACGACCUUGAAGAAGGAAUUCACCCUUUCUCUAUUGUCCUGCCGUCCUAUGGAGGCUCCGAUGUUGGAGUGACCAAGGCGGCCCGAGAAAGGGCAGCAGCUUUCGCGGAAGUCCACGGGGGAUCAGGGUUCUCUCUACAAGACGCCAUAGCCUUGAGAAAGCCUACUGUCCACAUUCCGGACACCUUCUCCAAGGCACGAAGUCAUCUCAUGGGCCUACUAACCUUGUGGCAAGUCCUGCUGCCAUUCAGCCAUCCAUUCCUACGAGCGUACGGAAUGUUCCUACAGCAAUACAUGCAAGAUGAAGCCAACUUCACUGCCCUACUCGACAAGUUGCCACGACCAGAGCCAAAGCCGGCUCUUUUCUUGAGGGCAGUACAAGUCCGCAUGGUUAACUACUGGCAGUCAGUGGAGAGCUCUAUGUCCUACCAGCCGGAUCCACCCAACUUUGUCGACAUCCUGGUACAGAUCCGACAGCGCUCCGACAGCUGGAUUGCUGCGCUUCCUGCCAACUACUGGAGCGAACCAGCGGCCCAAUAUAAAAUUCAGUUUCAAAAAUCAAAAAACAAAAAUCACGCAUUUUGCAAAAACAAAAAGUCAUCUUCUCUAGUACUUUAUCUACGCAAUGACCAUGAGAUGGCUCUGAACUUGACAAAGGCUGCAACUGAUCAAGGUCAGGGAGGCCUGGAGGAAAAAACCCGUUCAAAUUCGACCACCCAACUGACGGUUGACUUGGUAAAGGAUGAUCCAAGCGAUGACCCCAUGGAACUGUUUCAAACCGUUUGGCAUGCUUUGAUACCUCCCAAGAGCGGACACAAGCAACCCCCUCCUUCCAAAAUCGCCGAGGAUGGCGCACUGAAAGGACAGCCGCUUGUUGCCUCUCCCAAGAAACUCAAUCCAAGCAAUGACCCCAUGGAAUUUGUUGAAAUUGUUUGGCAUGCUUUGACAACGGCGUUUCCACCAACCAUUGAUCAUUCUUUGGACAGAUUCUCAAUUGGAUGGUCCACAAAACAAGGUCGGAACCAGAACAAAAUUUUCAACUAUUUACACACAACCACAAUCCUAUUUUAUGAUGUCUGCGCUGCAUAUCAGAAGUGGCCAACAACCAUGGGCUCGAAUGAAGCAAAAUCACAAGAGAUGGCUUUGAAAUCGACAAGGACUGCACCUGAGCACGCUCAGGAAGGUCUGGUGGCAACAACCCGCUCGAAUUUGACCACCCUAUUGACAGUUGACCUGGUGAAGGACAACCCCAAUGCUUGCAUUUCCUCCAUGUUGUACAGUUUAUUUGUCUUGUUUCUUUCUCUGGAAAAGAUACAGCAGACCGAUUUUCUUGGUCUACCUUUCCAAAUCCCCACCAACAGAGUGGGAGCGCCAAUCUGCCCAUUGACAGAUGACUUGAGAGAAUUGCAUCCAAUUCUUUCCUUGGAAAAGGUACCCACAAAAUUCCUCUGUAUCCCAGGAGAUAUUCUUGCAUCUUGUUUGUACUUCCCCACCAACAGUGGGAGCGCCAAUCUGUCCCCUGACAUGAUUGACUAG
Molecule: messenger RNA, 2742 nt
Organism: Cylindrotheca closterium
Lineage: Eukaryota; Bacillariophyta; Bacillariophyceae; Bacillariales; Bacillariaceae
Source: the annotation of a GenBank genome assembly